CUCACUAGGACGAUGGCUUCUAUCGCUGAGCGCACGUUCAUCGCCAUCAAGCCCGACGGAGUCCAGCGGGGACUGGUGGGAGAAAUCAUCAAGCGGUUUGAACAGAAAGGAUUCAAACUGGUGGCCAUGAAAUUAAUACAUGCCUCUGAAGAUCUUCUGAGAGAACACUACAUUGACCUGAAAGACCGUCCGUUCUAUGAGGGUCUGGUGCAGUACAUGCACUCUGGACCUGUUGUAGCUAUGGUGUGGGAAGGUCUUAACGUGAUUAAGACUGGAAGGGUGAUGUUGGGGGAAACUAAUCCAUUCGAUUCAAAGCCUGGCACUAUUCGUGGUGACCUUUGCGUCCAAGUGGGCAGGAACAUCAUUCACGGAAGUGAUUCUGUAGAAAGUGCGGAGACAGAGAUCAAUUUGUGGUUCACUCCUGAAGAGCUGGUUGAUUACAGAAGCUGCGCUCAUGAGUGGAUCUAUGACUAA
This is a messenger RNA of Apaloderma vittatum (bar-tailed trogon), 474 nucleotides long. Its product is annotated as nucleoside diphosphate kinase-like. Gene Ontology annotation, molecular function: nucleoside diphosphate kinase activity. Lineage: Eukaryota; Metazoa; Chordata; Aves; Trogoniformes; Trogonidae. The transcript is spliced from 4 exons. Bases 13 to 474 code for a protein of 153 amino acids. The record is from RefSeq and is a predicted model, not a curated record. Gene Ontology annotation, biological process: GTP biosynthetic process; UTP biosynthetic process; CTP biosynthetic process.